Molecule: messenger RNA, 780 nt
Organism: Mytilus trossulus (common blue mussel)
Lineage: Eukaryota; Metazoa; Mollusca; Bivalvia; Mytilida; Mytilidae
Product: thialysine N-epsilon-acetyltransferase-like
Exons: 5
Coding region: 203-724 (173 amino acids)
Molecular function (GO): N-acetyltransferase activity
Source: RefSeq, a predicted model, not a curated record
UUUUACUGUUUGAAGGCCUUAUGGUGACCAAUCGUUGUUUGCAACUAUGGUUGAUAGGUGUCUUAUUGGCAACCAUACCACAUCUCCAUAUCUGUGCAUAUUGUCGAAAAUUUAUACGUAACAAUAGACAUCGUUAUAAUUUAUACUUUUUGAUUUUGAUAAUAUAUAAUUCUAAUUUAACAUUGUAUGAAAAUACAAAAAAAUGGAAAAGUAUACAAUUCGUCGAAUGUUACCAGGGGACUGUGAAGAUAUUCUUUCAGCAAUAAAGGAAUUAGCUAAAGCUCUAAAAGCUGAAGAUCAAGUUAUGAUCAGUGAAGAAAUUCUUCUUAGGGACGGAUUUGGAGAGAAACGUCUUUUUGAUUGCUUUGUUGCAGAAUUUGAUAAUGCCAUAGUUGGUUAUGUAAUGUACUUUACCAUAUAUUCAUCGUGGGUAGGAAAAAAGGCAUUCAUGGAAGACUUAUAUGUGAAACCUGAACACCAGCGACAUGGGGUUGGUACCAGACUGUGGAGAACAGCAGUGAAGGAAGCUCUAAAAGACGGUUGUAAUCAAAUGGAAUGGGGAGCGUGUAGCUGGAAUACAGCCGCAAUUGAGUUUUACAAACGAAAAGGUGCUAUAAACAUUACUGACAUUGAACAGUUUCAUACCUACAGACUAUCAUAUGAAAAUAUGCAUAAGUUUGUCAAUUCUGGAGAACAAAUGGGAGAUUCAGAUGGUGAAAGAUGAACUCAUGUACACUCAACGUAGACAAUUGUAUUCAUUGUUAAACAGGAGAAGAAGAA